AUGGGAGCUGGGCCGUCCCUGGGUAAGUUUCUCAAGAAUAUGGACGAUGACGACCUUGUUGAGCUUGUAGAAAAUGCAUACAAACUAGAACCCCAACGCAUGGAGAAGAUCUUUGCAUUGGUUAAAAUGCGGUACUUUAAAGAAUCAGGCCAGCAACAAGAACCAGGCCAACAUCAAGACUCUCGAGGGGUGGAUGAUGUGGACUCUGACACUUCAUUGACGAUUUCAACCCCAAUGUUGUCACCUACAACUGCAAGUACUCCAUCAUCAGCCACUGCAAUGUUAAGCGAGCUGCUGAAACCGGAUCCAGCACCCGACACUUCGGCUUCGAUCACGACUAUGACCUCAUCUUCUAGUGCCAUUGAUUCAGUGACAACGACAUCGAGCAUAAAUGCAAUGCCUGACGCAAGCAAUGAAUUCUUGGUAUUGACCGAAGUGAGGGACCCGAUGAACGCGCUGUGGAGUUUUAAAGGUCAUCCACUUCGCGAACUGCAGCCGGCUGUCAAGAACCCGCAGAAUACCAGCAAUCGAGCGCUGUUACAUGAAGAAAUGCUUCACGCGGAUCAUUUGGAAAAGAAUGGCGGUGAAAAAGCUGCGGAUUCAUCGACUGGAGCGAUUCUGAUGCCACAGCGCGCAGUGGAUGCAGAUGGAUAUCCUGUAAUUUAUGGCAGCUGUGGUCGUGAUAAACGAUACGGACGCUGCUCUGUGUGCUACUUUCGUGGUCUUCGCUGUAACACAGCUCAUUAUUGCGCCAGCUGCCAACGAUCUGUGUGCAUUCGGCCGCGCAAGUACCCGGGUGAAGAGCACCAUAAAAUAUGCUGGAACGUGCUACAUAUGGACAAGGAUAUGAUUCAGCGCGUGGAAAAGAAGAAAAAGCGUAAGCUGCAAGCUGUGACUGCUGCAGCUACCACGACAGCAUCGGUUGCUGUUCCACAUGUGAAGAAUGUUGAUACCUACAGUAAUGGCGAAGUAGAUACUGGUGAUAGUCAUGGACAAAACGACAGCCUCAGUAAGUCUGUUGUGGACGUGCAUCGAGCGCCAUCAAUUCUAACUGUAGUCGCGGAUGUAAGCGGGGCAGUAAACUUGUGA
This is a messenger RNA of Peronospora belbahrii, 1089 nucleotides long. The record is from the annotation of a GenBank genome assembly. Lineage: Eukaryota; Oomycota; Peronosporomycetes; Peronosporales; Peronosporaceae.